AUUAUUGUGAAAUAUAAUUCUCAAACAUGAAAACUACAUUGAUUUUGGCAAUUUUGGGCUUCGUCGCCCUUACCGUUUACGCCCAAGGACCUGAACCUGAGCCUACUCGCGAGCCUGAGCCUGAGCCUGAUAAUGAAUUUGAGUGUGAUGCCUGUAUCACAUUUGCCACUGUAAUCAAGGAUUACGUCGAAGAGAAACUUCCAUUGGACGAAGUUGAAAGAGACGCAGAUGUACUAUGCAACGUUUUACCAGGUGAAUUGAGAGAUUUUUGCGAUCAUGAGUUGCUUCCAAAAACCGACCGAAUCUACGAAGAGCUACACAAAUAUUCACCUGAUGAUGUAUGCGAACACUUAGAAUUUUGUGGUAAACCAUAA
Molecule: messenger RNA, 374 nt
Organism: Diabrotica balteata
Lineage: Eukaryota; Metazoa; Arthropoda; Insecta; Coleoptera; Chrysomelidae
Source: the annotation of a GenBank genome assembly